Molecule: messenger RNA, 366 nt
Organism: Exserohilum turcica Et28A
Lineage: Eukaryota; Fungi; Ascomycota; Dothideomycetes; Pleosporales; Pleosporaceae
Exons: 1
Coding region: 1-366 (121 amino acids)
Source: RefSeq, a predicted model, not a curated record
AUGGAAAAGCGCUCCAUCGAGCGGCCCUGGCUCCGUCGUGGUGGGCUGCCCCUAACCCGUUCCAGCGCAGAUACGGGCACGUAUGGAUCCCUCGCCUUGGCCAAAUCGGUCGCUGUGAGCCCGGAUUCGUCAAACGAGCACAAAGUCAUCACAGUCUGCUAUCGAUUCCAGACACUCGCCCGAGAGGAUGAGAAAGCUGGUGAGACAGUCAUCGCCUCGACGUCCAGCUGCUCCAACUCGCCACCACCACCACCACCACAACCACAAGCCCGGCAUCACGUCAGCGGCCCCCGAUCCGACCAUUUGCAGCUCCAUCCGGUGUACACAAACAGCCAAACAUGGAGCCCCUCGAUGCACAAUCGCUAG